Molecule: messenger RNA, 158 nt
Organism: Dentiscutata erythropus
Lineage: Eukaryota; Fungi; Glomeromycota; Glomeromycetes; Diversisporales; Gigasporaceae
Source: the annotation of a GenBank genome assembly
CAAAUCCCAUUUUCCUAGAAAACUGCAACUCCGCUGCUCCAAUGGACCUCAAAUAUAACAUAACUGCCUUAUUAUCCCAACUGCCUAUAGCUCAUAUUUGUGUUAACAAUAAACCUGCUUCCAUUGCUGCUGUUGCACUACCAAUCCUAAUGCUAUGA